Molecule: messenger RNA, 1683 nt
Organism: Ilex paraguariensis (yerba mate)
Lineage: Eukaryota; Viridiplantae; Streptophyta; Magnoliopsida; Aquifoliales; Aquifoliaceae
Source: the annotation of a GenBank genome assembly
AUGAAUGAUGGGCUCCCAACCAUACCUGCUGACUGCCUCCAUGUAUGUAUUGAUGUUACUGGAGCCUACAGUUCUCAAAAGACCGAGUUGAAUAUAAGCUUGACAGCAAUAGGCCUUUUAUGGACUUCAACUGAUUUUAUUGCAAAGGGACUUCUUAAUGUGUCUGCAGAGGAAAAGGAAAUAGGAAUUUUGGAUUCCUCAAAGCAAAGAAAUGGUGAAAGUAGAGAAGAACAUGGCCUCAGAGUUGUUGAUACAGUUACAGAUCAAGCUCCCUUGGUGAAUACUGUUAAUCGUGACAAGUUGCUGUUUUCUGUUUUCUCAUUACUUCAUAAUCUGGGAGCCGAUGAGAGGCCAGAGGUUAGAAACUCGGCAGUGCGGACACUUUUUCAAAUUCUUGGAAGUCAUGGGCAAAAGCUUUCAAAGAAUAUGUGGGAGGAUUGUCUUUGGAAUUAUGUUUUUUCUACAUUGGAUCGUGCAUCCCACAUGGCUGCAACAUCCUCAAAAGAUGAAUGGCAAGGGAAAGAACUUGGAACACGUGGAGGAAAAGCAGUUCAUAUGCUUAUACAUCAUAGUCGUAACACAGCUCAGAAACAGUGGGAUGAGACCCUUGUGCUUGUGCUUGGCGGAAUAGCACGAAUUCUGCGCUCUUUCUUUCCUUUCCUUCGAAGUUUAAACAAUUUUUGGUCUGCGUGGGAGUCUUUGCUUCUUUUCGUUAGAAACAGCAUUUUCAAUGGUAGUAAAGAGGUUGCUCUUGCUGCAAUAAAUUGCUUACAGUCCACUGUCAUUUCUCAUUCUCCCAAGGGGAAUUUGCCAACGUCUUACCUGAAAUCGGUACUCGAUGUUUAUGAGCGUGUUCUUCAGAAGUCAUCUAGCUACAGUGGCAAUGCCACUACCAAGGUGCAGCAGGAGAUUAUACAUGGUCUUGGAGAAUUGUAUGUGCAAGCACGUGGAAUGUUUGACAAUGGCAUGUAUGCACAGUUGCUAUCAGUCAUAGAUUCUGCAAUCAAACAAACCAUAAUUACUGAUAAUAAUUUUGAAGCUGAAUAUGGACAUGUUCCACCCGUGCAACGUACUGCAUUGGAAAUCAUUCCAUUAUUAGUUCCAGCGGAGCACCUUUCUGCAAUGUGGAUCUCCCUUCUCCAGGAACUUUUGCAGUAUCUUCCAAGAUCUGAUUCUCCUUUGCAAACUGAGGGUGAUGAAACCAAGCAAGCCAGCACUAGGGCCCAUAUUUCUGAACCUAAUAACAUGGCUGAGGCCCCUAAUGGAACUGCUGCUACAUCGCCAAAGCAAGUAGAAGUUUCGUCCCUGAGCUCUGCAUCAACUACAGCUGCUGUGGCCGGUGACUCAAAUCAUCUAUUUGCAGAGAAGCUUGUGCCUGUGUUGGUAGAUCUUUUCUUGCAGGUUCCUUCUGUAGAAAAGUAUAAUAUUUUUCCUGAGAUUGUUCAAGGUCUUGGAAGGUGAGAAUUGAUACAGGUUCUGUUACUAAAUGACCAUAUUGUAAUUCAAAAGGACUAUUAAUCAAGUGGAAAAAUGGUACUGAGCUUCAAUACUGUUAGUUUUGCAUGUUAUUGGGGGUAGUAUAGUCGUUUACUUCAUUUUAUGUACUAUAUAGGGGUCUUUAUUGUGCAUCUUAUGUUAUGUGGUUAUACAGACUAUUGAGCAGUAACAACAUUUUAUUUUCUA